Messenger RNA from Saccharomyces mikatae IFO 1815, 2283 nucleotides. It is a transcript of the gene HPR1, whose product is annotated as Hpr1p. The coding region runs from base 1 to 2283 and encodes 760 amino acids. The record is from RefSeq and is a predicted model, not a curated record. NCBI's taxonomy places the organism in Eukaryota, Fungi, Ascomycota, Saccharomycetes, Saccharomycetales, Saccharomycetaceae. The transcript has a single exon.
AUGUCAAAUAUUGAAGAUUUGAUUCAAGAUUCAGUGGGUUUUUUCCACAAAAUCUUCGAAUCAUUUCCGGUCUCCCUUUACACCAUUGAAAAUGAACCACUUCCGUCUACAAUGUUCCAUGAAAAUAUCCUUAAAUUUGAGUGGGAGCCACUCAAGAACCAUAUUCUAACAAUUCAAGAUAAAGAUUUUUUUAUUGACAUUGUUCUUAAAAGAUUCAUCAUAGAUUCCAUGACGAAUGCCAUUGAGGGUGGAGAAGAAAAUAAUCUUGAAAGAGGGUUGUUAAAUUCGUGUAUAUGCCUCGAUUUUGUAUAUUAUUCAAGAGUCAACAGAACCAAUCCGUCUAGCUGGGGAAACUCCUUUUUUGAAUUAUUUUCUACAACCAUUGAUCUGCUAAACUCACCAACUACAUUUUCGAAAUUUUGGCCCUAUGCUGAAUCGCGUAUUGAAUGGUUCAAAAUGAAUACGUCUGUUGAACCAGUAUUAUUAGGAGAAAGUAAUCUGAUUAGUUACAAGCAGCCGCUAUAUGAAAAGUUACGCCAUUGGAAUGAUAUUUUGGUGAAACUAGAAAAUAAUGAUAUGCUCAAUACAACAAAACAUUAUAAUAUGAAAUAUAAAAUUGAGAACUUUCUAUCAGAACUAUUACCUAUAAAUGAGGAAUCAAAUUUCAAUAGAUCCGCUUCUAUUUCAAACUCACAGGAGUCUGGUAGCAAAUGGAAUGGAUCAACAUCUGAACGAGAGGGUAGUCGUAAUUCCGAUGUUAUCUUCUCUGCAGACUAUAAUUUUGUGUUUUAUCACCUUAUAACUUGCCCAAUUGAGUUUGCCUUCAGCGAUGUAGAAUAUAAAAAUGAUGUUGAUAGAUCAUUAAGCCCUCUCCUUGAUGCAAUUUUGGAAAUCGAAGAAAACUUUUAUGGUAAAAUCAAGAUGAACAAUAAGACUAGAUAUUCCCUAGAAGAAGCUUUGAAUACUGACUAUUAUGCUAAUUAUGAUAUUAUGACCCCCAAGCUACCUGUGUAUAUGAAACACUCUCAUGCAAUGAAGAAGGACAGAAAUGAAUUUUGGACAAAUUUACAAAAUAUUAAGAAAUCUGGAGACUUUAUUUUUCGACCUACAAUUAUGGACAUUUCUUUAAAAAACACGAAUAGUCUUUAUAGGCAAUUGACUCAAGAAGAUAAUGAUUACUACCGCAAACAAUUCAUUUUGCAGCUAUGUUUUACAACAAAUCUUAUACGUAAUCUAUUUUCUUCCGAUGAGACAAAGAAUUUCUAUAAAAAUUGUUAUUUGAGGGAAAACCCCUUAAGCAAUGUUGAUUUUGAAAAUCUUGAUGAAACGAAUAAAAAGCGCGGUCUUAGCUUGUGUUCAUACAUCUGCGAGAAUCGUGUUUUGAAAUUUUAUAAAAUCAAAGACCCUGAUUUUUAUAACGUUAUUAAGAAGUUGAUGUCUUCCGAUGAAAUGUUUUCAGCUGCUAAGAUUGAUGGUUUCAAGGAGUUUCAAAAUUUCAAGAUAUCUAAAGAUAAGCUAUCGUCGCCUGAUUUCGAUAAAACUUUCAAAAAGUUUUCCUUUAUUAAGAUGGGGAGUAAGUUGAUCAACAAUGUCUGGAAAAUUGCUAUUGGUCUAGACAAGAUUGAACAAGAGGUAAAGAAGCCUGAGGGUGUGUAUGAAGCAGCCCAAGCGAAGUGGGAAUCAAAAAUUCCCUCCGAAAUUUCUAGAGGAGAAGCAAAAGAUGAAAUAAUCCGACAAUGGCAAACUCUACGCUUUUUGAGAUCGCGAUACUUGUUUGAUUUCGACAAAGUUAGUGAAAAUACCGGCGUUGACGGUUUGUUCGAAAAAUCAGCAAAAUCAGGAGCAUUAAAUGACGGUUUUAAGGAGAAACUCCUGUACAAAAUUAACCAGGAUCAUAGGAAGAAACUGCAAGACGCUAGAGAGUAUAGAAUCGGAAAAGAACAGAAGAAGAGAACACUGGAGGAAGAGGCAUCGGUAAGGCAAGAACCAAAAAAAAAGUCACAAUGUUUAGAUGUUACUUCACAAACGAAGGGAGAAGAGUUGAAAGGUAAAGAGACACCACGAGAACAAGAAGUGACAGAAGAAAAUUCUGAAACAGCAGGCAUGGGAUUUCCCCCACAAGAUGCUGAUGAUAGAGCGGUUAGUGAGAAGUCUGAUUUAGAAGGUACUGGAGUUCAACUAGAGAAUCCAAAGGCUGAAAAACAAAAUAUAACCGUUUCAGACAAGGAUAACAAUUCGCUUAGUCAAAUGAAUGACAUAAAUACACCCUUAGCAAAAUAUUAG